Gavia stellata (red-throated loon) is the source of this 1759-nucleotide messenger RNA. It is a transcript of the gene FZD2, whose product is annotated as frizzled class receptor 2. Gene Ontology annotation, biological process: non-canonical Wnt signaling pathway; canonical Wnt signaling pathway. Gene Ontology annotation, cellular component: plasma membrane. Gene Ontology annotation, molecular function: Wnt receptor activity; Wnt-protein binding. The record is from RefSeq and is a predicted model, not a curated record. NCBI's taxonomy places the organism in Eukaryota, Metazoa, Chordata, Aves, Gaviiformes, Gaviidae.
AUGGGCCCCCCCGGCGCGCUGCCCGCCCUGGCCUGGCUGCUGGUGGGGCUGAGCGUGCCGGCGCCGUGCCGGAGCCAGCUGCAUGGCGAGAAGGGCAUCUCCAUCCCUGACCAUGGCUUCUGCCAACCCAUCUCCAUCCCGCUCUGCACCGACAUCGCCUACAACCAGACCAUCAUGCCCAACCUGCUGGGUCACACCAACCAGGAGGACGCGGGGUUGGAGGUCCACCAGUUCUACCCCUUGGUGAAGGUCCAGUGCUCCUUGGAGCUCAAGUUCUUCCUCUGCUCCAUGUACGCGCCGGUCUGCACGGUGCUGGAGCAGGCCAUCCCGCCGUGCCGCUCCAUCUGCGAGCGGGCGCGCCAGGGCUGCGAAGCCCUCAUGAAUAAAUUCGGUUUCCAAUGGCCGGAGCGAUUACGUUGCGAGAAUUUCCCCCGGCACGGCGCCGAGCAGAUCUGCGUGGGGCAGAACCAUUCGGAAGACGGCGGUUCGCCGGCGUUGCUCACCAGCGCCACGCCGUUGGCCGGCCAAGGCACCCCAGGCGCCCCUCGUUACGCCACCCUCGACCACCCCUUCCACUGCCCGCGGGCGCUGAAGGUGCCCAGCUACCUCAACUACAAGUUCUUGGGCGAGAAGGACUGCGCGGCGCCCUGCGAGCCCACCCGUCCCGACGGCCACAUGUUCUUCAACGAGGACGAGAUCCGUUUCGCCCGUAUCUGGAUCCUCAUCUGGUCCGUCUUGUGUUGCGCCUCCACCUUCUUCACCGUCACCACCUACCUGGUGGACAUGCAGCGUUUCCGCUACCCCGAGCGACCCAUCAUCUUCCUCUCGGGGUGUUACACCAUGGUGUCGGUGGCGUACAUCGCCGGCUUCGUGCUGGAGGAGAGGGUGGUCUGCAACGAGCGUUUCCAGGAGGAUGGCUACCGCACGGUGGUACAGGGCACCAAGAAGGAAGGUUGCACCAUCCUCUUCAUGAUGCUCUACUUCUUCAGCAUGGCCAGCUCCAUCUGGUGGGUCAUCCUCUCCCUCACCUGGUUCCUGGCCGCCGGCAUGAAGUGGGGCCACGAGGCCAUCGAGGCCAACUCCCAGUACUUCCACUUGGCCGCCUGGGCCGUGCCGGCCGUCAAGACCAUCACCAUCCUGGCCAUGGGGCAGAUCGACGGGGACCUGCUGAGCGGCGUCUGCUUCGUGGGCCUCAACAACAUCGACCCUCUGCGGGGCUUCGUGUUGGCCCCGCUCUUCGUCUACCUCUUCAUCGGCACCUCCUUCCUCCUGGCCGGCUUCGUCUCCCUCUUCCGCAUCCGCACCAUCAUGAAACACGGAGGGACCAAAACGGAGAAGCUGGAGCGGCUGAUGGUUCGCAUCGGGGUCUUCAGCGUCCUCUACACCGUCCCGGCCACCAUCGUCAUCGCUUGCUAUUUCUACGAGCAGGCCUUCCGCGAGCACUGGGAGCGCAGCUGGAUCAGCCAGAACUGCAAGAGCUUGGCCAUCCCCUGCCCGCUCCACUUCACCCCCCGCAUGACCCCCGAUUUCACCGUCUACAUGAUCAAGUAUCUCAUGACUCUCAUCGUGGGCAUCACCUCCGGCUUUUGGAUAUGGUCGGGUAAAACCCUGCACUCGUGGAGGAAGUUCUACACGCGGCUCACCAACAGCAAGCAGGGCGAGACGACGGUGUGACCCCCGCUCCGAGCCCGGCCGCCGCCCUUCGGCUUGAAUUUUUUUGGGGUUUUUAUUAUAUAUAUUUUUAUUUUUAGAUUUAUUA